This is a messenger RNA of Daldinia childiae, 894 nucleotides long. RefSeq names its product Mitochondrial basic amino acids transporter. The record is from RefSeq and is a predicted model, not a curated record. Gene Ontology annotation, molecular function: transmembrane transporter activity. The transcript has a single exon. Gene Ontology annotation, biological process: transmembrane transport. Lineage: Eukaryota; Fungi; Ascomycota; Sordariomycetes; Xylariales; Hypoxylaceae. Bases 1 to 894 code for a protein of 297 amino acids.
AUGUCUGCAGACUUCUGGGCUGGCUAUAUCAGCGGAGCUGUUGGUAUCUUAAUCGGAAACCCCCUGGACCUUAUUAAGGUGCGGCUGCAAGCGCGCGAUGGCAUACCUACUCAAACGGUCACAUCAUAUGCACGGCAGUUCGAAAGCAAGUCUGCUCUACUAGCCGGAACUGCUGCACCUGUACUCGGCUAUGGCGCUCUAAACGCUCUCCUCUUCGUCUCGUAUAACCGCAGCGAAGCCGCUAUCAAUACUGCCCUGAACUGCCAGUCAAACCUCUGGACUACGUGGUUUGCUGGUGCUGUUGGUGGCCUAGCAACUUGGGCUGUAAGCACCCCAACUGAGCUGAUCAAGUGCCGUGCUCAGUUGUCAUCGCCUCCAGCGUCGAGCUGGAGCAUUGCAAAACAGGUAUUCAAGACCGAGGGUAUUAAGGGGUUAUAUUUUGGCGGUGUUGUCACAGCGCUGAGAGAUAGUAUUGGAUAUGGAUUCUAUUUCUGGUCCUACGAACUGAGUAGUAAGUGGGUUGAGUCCAACCGACGGGGCGCCCCCGACUUCUCACAAGAUGCAGCAAAGGUCUUGCUUUGUGGCGGUCUGGCUGGCAUUGUCACCUGGGUUAGCAUCUUUCCUCUUGAUGUCAUUAAGACCAGAGUUCAGGCACAAACUUCUGAUGCUGCAAAAAUGCCACUGCUUAACUCCCCUCCGUCAACCCAGAAGCGCCUAGGAGCAAUUGAGGUUGCCAAAGCCGCAUAUAAAGAAGAAGGCAUGCGAGUGUUCUUUAGAGGGUUAACUGUAUGUAGUGUUAGGGCCUUCAUUGUUAACGCGGUCCAAUGGGCCGUUUACGAAUGGAUCAUGCUCGAACUUGGUCAGGGAAGGCAUAAAAAACUAGAGCCCAUCUAG